AUGGAAGUACAUGUCCUCAAAGAUGGAAUGCAGGUGGGAGGAGGCGAAAUCAGGCAAAACUCCAAUAUCAAGUCGUUUUCAGGUCCAGAUUUGUGGCCAGCAGUGGCCCAAGCACUGGGUGCAGGACAUUUGUCAAAGAUAGCUUGAAUCUCCAAGGAUGGAUUAAGAACUCCGGUAGUGACCAUGCUAGUUGGAGAGGACAGCUGGGUGACACAUGUAGACAACAAUAUCAGGGAUGAGUUUGAUGUGACCAGGUGCAUGUUCUCUGCUGGCAACAUCACAGAGAAGCUCAGGGUUGCCUCAUUCAACUGCAGUGGGGAGACUGUGGUGGAUUUAUAUGCAGGUAUUGGCUACUUAACUAUCCCAGUCAUGGUGCAUGCGGGGGCCAGCCAUGUUCAUGCUUGUGAGUGGAACCCAGAUGCCGUGGAAGCCCUGCAAAGAAACUUGGAGUUAAAUGGAGUGUGGCAUGACUGCACCGACCACGAAGACAACCGGCAACUCCCAUUGUGUAACCUGGCUGACCGGGUGAAUUUGGCCAGCUCUGCGGGUGGCUGGCCUGUUGCCUGUCGACUACUGAGGAAAAGGACCGGUGGCAUGUUGCAUAUUCACCAGAAUGUUACCGCACCACAUCAUAUUACAGACUGUGACACUUCCUCUGUUCCUGUCAUGGAGAGAGUGGACAUUUCUGGAGGAGACCAAGAAGAGGUGUCUCCUAAGGGGAGUGACAGAGAAGUUUGGGGUGCCUGGACAAAGGACACAGACAUCCACAUUGCCUCUCUACUGCAGGACAUCACCUGGACUGGCGUCCAGCAUAUUGAGCAUGUCAAGUCAUACGCACCUCACAUUCACCAUGUAGUACUAUUCUUAGAAUGCAGGCCACUCUGAGGAGACAAAAUACAGGACUGUAGCAUGACUCUUAUUUGUGUAGUCGUACCAGUGGCGGACUGGGACCAAAAAUCGCCCCUUUCUAACACACCGGCCCAUUUUUAUCACCUUGAGGCCCCCAUAAUUAGCAAAAUAAUGAGAAUUUUGCGCACAACAACCCAAAUUAGACUGGCCCACUAGGCUAAAAAUGGACCAGUCCAUCUGGCGUACUCUGCCAUUUGUGUCUAUUAAUAAAUUUUGCACACUAAUUUAAAUUAAUCAGAAUUGAGUUUUUUUUAAAGAAAAACAUGGUUUAUAGGUUUAUAAAAUGAAACUGUUGUUUACCGGUUGUUGUACAACUGAUUUUACAAAUGUUUAUACAUGCAAUGACUCUGGCUGCUUUGUGUGAUGUACACUGCUCAAAAAAAUAAAGGGAACACUUAAACAACACA
Oncorhynchus mykiss (rainbow trout) is the source of this 1316-nucleotide messenger RNA. It is a transcript of the gene tyw2, whose product is annotated as tRNA wybutosine-synthesizing protein 2. The record is from RefSeq and is a predicted model, not a curated record. Lineage: Eukaryota; Metazoa; Chordata; Actinopteri; Salmoniformes; Salmonidae. Gene Ontology annotation, biological process: tRNA methylation; wybutosine biosynthetic process. Gene Ontology annotation, cellular component: cytoplasm. Gene Ontology annotation, molecular function: tRNA methyltransferase activity.